AGAGCAACCAAAAGAAGAAGCAGGGCAUUCUGCUUCAGUCUCUGUGCCUGUCUCUAUCCACUCGUCCAUCCGGAGGUAGGUCAGUCACAUCUAGAAGAGGAAUCAACACUCUUGCGACCCUCCUCCUGCCACGUGAUCCAAAGUACAGGGCUACCUGUAUCCAUUUCUCUCUCUGCAAAGCACAGGGGAAGCCGGCAAAAUUUCUUACCUUGAGGACCUUGACCGGGAAGCGUCAGACGACGAGAUGGGUAGUGGAGCGAGCGCAGAGGAUAAGGAAAUGGCCAAGAAGUCCAAAGAGCUGGAAAAGCAGCUCCAGGAAGAUGCUGAUAAAGAAGCAAAAACUGUCAAACUUCUGCUGCUGGGUGCUGGCGAGUCAGGGAAGAGCACCAUUGUAAAACAGAUGAAAAUUCUUCAUCAAGGUGGUUACACAAAAGAAGAACAAAUGGAGUUUCGAUCUAUUAUUUUUGGCAACAUCCUGCAAUCUGCUAUGGCCAUCAUCAGAGGCAUGGAGAUGCUGGACAUCAACUUUGGGUCACCAGCAGCACAGGAGGAUGCUCAGAAGCUCCAGAACCUGGCUGACUCCAUUGAGGAGGGCAGCAUGCCUCCAGAGCUGGCAGACGUCAUCAAGAGGUUAUGGAAGGAUUCAGGUGUGCAGGCCUCGUUUGAGAGAGCUGCUGAGUUCCAGCUGAAUGACUCUGCUGGAUACUACUUGAGUGAAAUGGACAGAAUCUGCAAACCUGACUACCUCCCCACCGAGCAGGAUGUGCUGAGAUCUCGAGUCAAGACUACUGGUAUUAUUGAGGAACAGUUCUCCUGCAAAGAGCUCCACUUCAGGAUGUUUGAUGUGGGUGGCCAGAGGUCUGAGAGGAAGAAGUGGAUUCAUUGUUUCGAAGGUGUGACUUGCAUCAUCUUCUGUGGAGCCCUGAGUGCUUACGACAUGGUGCUGGUAGAAGAUGAUGAAGUGAACCGCAUGCAUGAGAGUCUCCAUCUCUUCAACAGUAUCUGCAACCACAGGUUCUUUGCCACAACUUCCAUUGUGCUUUUCCUCAACAAGAAAGAUCUCUUCCAGGAGAAGAUCAAGAAAGUCCACCUGAGCAUCUGUUUCCCUGAAUAUGAUGGUCCAAACACAUAUGAAGAUGCCAGCAACUAUAUCAAAGCUCAAUUUCAAGAUCUGAACAUGAAGAAGGGAGUAAAAGAGAUCUAUGCUCACUUGACCUGUGCCACAGACACAAAGAACGUCGAGAUUGUGUUUAACGCUGUGACAGACAUCAUCAUCAAAGAAAACCUUAAGGACUGCGGUCUGUUCUAAACACCAUAUUUUUCAAAGUUGUCACAGUAACAAAAGAACAUCCACAAGUGGCAUGAAGGUGAACUCUACAGCAAGCAGUCAAGUGUGGUCAGCAGAUCCCCGGCCAAAGAACAAGCUCAACAACCUGACCGAACCUCAGAGACUAGAUCCAGAUUAGACUAAUGGCCUCUGCUCUCCAAAGGGACUCUAAAAACAUUUCCUGUCAAACUGCUAGUAGUCAAUGAGAGAAGGAUUACCAAAGAAAGGGGACUUUUAAUGCUACGAGUUAUUGAUGCUUGUAGAGAAGCUUCCUCUCAAUGUGUUUUAAUGUCAAACCUAUAGAGGUUUGACUGGUAGAUGUUUUUCCUGAAAAAGAAAAGUUAUUUUAAUGCAAUUAAAUGUUGCUGUAUUAAAGAAAUUAAAGUGGGAUCCCAUCAGAUCCCAUGGUAACAAUUAGAAACAUCCGUAAAUGUACAGCAUCUGUUCUCGAGAGUGUUAAAACUUGCAUAUCAGCAAAACGUGAUUGUUUGAAUUCAGCCAGCUAACACAAUAUAUGAAAGAUGUUUCUUUUUCAGCCCCAAACACAGUAGGGCAGUAUGUUUUGUAAAUAACAGUAGGAAAAAACAUCUGUUUAAAAAAAAGAUUCUAUAUAAAAUAUAUAUGGUGACAUAAAUCUAUUUAUUUAUGUUACAGUAACAAGUGAAAAUUCUAGAAUGGCCUGUUGCUUUGUUUAAAGCCUGAGGUCUGAAUUUGUGGAGAUGUCCUGGAAUAUAAAUGUAGGCAGAUGAAAUAAAGACUUGCAUCAAUUCCA
This is a messenger RNA of Carassius carassius (crucian carp), 2099 nucleotides long. Its product is annotated as guanine nucleotide-binding protein G(t) subunit alpha-2-like. Lineage: Eukaryota; Metazoa; Chordata; Actinopteri; Cypriniformes; Cyprinidae. Gene Ontology annotation, cellular component: heterotrimeric G-protein complex; photoreceptor outer segment; photoreceptor inner segment. The record is from RefSeq and is a predicted model, not a curated record. The coding region runs from base 245 to 1309 and encodes 354 amino acids. Gene Ontology annotation, molecular function: G protein-coupled receptor binding; GTPase activity; G-protein beta/gamma-subunit complex binding. The transcript is spliced from 9 exons. Gene Ontology annotation, biological process: adenylate cyclase-modulating G protein-coupled receptor signaling pathway; detection of chemical stimulus involved in sensory perception of bitter taste.